This is a messenger RNA of Pseudogymnoascus destructans, 660 nucleotides long. RefSeq lists its product as uncharacterized. The coding region runs from base 1 to 660 and encodes 219 amino acids. The record is from RefSeq and is a predicted model, not a curated record. The transcript has 3 exons. Lineage: Eukaryota; Fungi; Ascomycota; Leotiomycetes; Thelebolales; Thelebolaceae.
AUGUUCUACUUCAUACUUUCGGUUCUGGCGAUAUAUCUGUCAUUAGUGAACGGACACACUGUGGUCUCGUAUCCGGGCUGGAGAGGAGACAACUUGGUUACAAAUGCGACGUUUCCAUUCGGCAUGCAAUGGAUGUAUCCUUGCGGCGGAAUGGGUACCUCACGCAACCGCACCACCUGGCCCAUAGGCGGCGGUGCUCUCGCCGUGCAGCCGGGCUGGUUCCAAGGGCACUCCAAGGGCUUCUUCUACGUCAAUAUGGGCUUUGGCACCAGUGGCCCUGACAAUGGCCCUGAUAACUUCUCUAACAUCAUGGUCCCCGUCUUUGAGUUCACAGGACCCUCGAACGGACCUUACCCGGGCACCUUCUGUCUGCCGCAGAUCCCGCUGCCGGCGAACGCGACCGUCAAGGCGGGAGAUCUGGCAACGAUUCAGGUCGUGAUGACAGCACAGCACGGGGCGAGUCUAUUCAAUUGCGUCGACAUCAUAUUCGCAGAGCCUGAGCACGUGGCAGAGGUCAACAAAUCAAACUGCUUCAAUAGCAGCGACAUCGGCUUCAACAAUGUCUUCACGUCGCAAAUUUCCGGCGCCGAUUUGUCAAUAACUAUCUCGGUGGCUGUCCUCACACCCAUACUACUACUGAGUAUGUGGGGUCUAUCAUGA